AUGAAUAAAUUAGAGAAAGAAAAAGUCUAGAAAUUAGCAAAGAAGGCUUUUGAUAGUUUAGAUGCAGAGGGAGAAGGAAAUCUUUCAUUAGAAGAAUGUAUUAAAGCUUUUAAGGUUCUGAUGCCAGACAAAUAAAUUGAUCCUACAUUGUUUCCUAAUGAAUAGAUAACUUUUUAAGAGUUCUUGCGAAUUAUCAGCAUUAUUAUUGAUAACUACAAUGUCUGUUUUUGA
Molecule: messenger RNA, 231 nt
Organism: Paramecium pentaurelia
Lineage: Eukaryota; Ciliophora; Oligohymenophorea; Peniculida; Parameciidae
Source: the annotation of a GenBank genome assembly